Messenger RNA from Aspergillus udagawae, 3813 nucleotides. RefSeq names its product transcription initiation factor TFIID subunit TAF2. The transcript has 4 exons. The record is from RefSeq and is a predicted model, not a curated record. Gene Ontology annotation, molecular function: transcription cis-regulatory region binding; chromatin binding; RNA polymerase II general transcription initiation factor activity. NCBI's taxonomy places the organism in Eukaryota, Fungi, Ascomycota, Eurotiomycetes, Eurotiales, Aspergillaceae. Gene Ontology annotation, cellular component: transcription factor TFIID complex. Bases 1 to 3813 code for a protein of 1270 amino acids. Gene Ontology annotation, biological process: transcription initiation at RNA polymerase II promoter.
AUGCCAGGCGUCGUCGAUAUGCCCGGCGGGCCUCUAUGGCCAGGAUUGGGAUUCACUGUCGCGCACCAGAAAGUUGAACUGGAGAUAGAUUUUGCCACCAGAAGCCUCAAGGGAAAGACAGAAAUCACGAUCCAUCCGCAUCACAAGGACCUUCGAAUCAUUCGAUUGAACUUCCGACAGGGGGAGCUGAAACGCUUAAAUGUCAAUGGAAAGGCGCCUACGAUCAAAUAUGCGGAUCCCUACGAAUCUCUCCAGCUGUACGGUCCUCAUUAUCAUGAACGCCUGUCGACCAAAAUCGAGGGUUUGCUCAAGACUUCCCCGGAGCCGGACCUGCUUGUGACCAUCCCGAAAAGCGUUCGGAUUGAGGAGCUCGAUCCUUUCUCACAGGAAGCUCAGGACCAAAUGACUUUGCGUGCUAGUGGUGCAGGAGAAGACGCGGAUGGGCCCUUGAGUUCUAAACUGGCAGAGACUUCGUUACCUCGCUUUUCGGCGCUCAAGAUCUACAUCGAGUACACGAUUGAGAAUAUUCGGGAUGGGCUACAAUUCGUCGGGGUGGACAACGGCGACAGGCGCUAUCCGCAUGCUUACACAACAAACUCGCUCGGUUACGGCGCUGCAAGUCCUCUGUUCCCUUGUGUUGACGACCCUUUGUCUCGUUGUACCUGGGAAGUCUCCGUCAAAUGCCCGUGCUCUUUAGGCGAUAUCUUCGACCGCAAAAGUCGGGAUCCGUCUGGUGCUCAUCGUUCAAAGCCGACACCUGGGGGUAGUCGAUUCAUCUCUCCGGACGACGAGACUCUUGACUUCUCAGUGGUUUGCUCAGGGGAUAUGACAGAUGAGAUUGUCGAUCCUCGGGAUCCUAGCAAGAAAACGGUUUCCUUCGCAUGUGUCUCGCCUCUUUCUGCCAAGCAAAUCGGCUUCGCCGUCGGCCCCUUUGAGUAUAUAAACCUUUCCGACUUCCGUGAGAGCGAUCAAGAUGAGCAGCUUGGCCAGAACGCUAUUCCUUUACACGCGUUCUGUCUCCCAGGAAGGGGAGAUGAAGUCAGAAACACAUGUUUCCCCAUGGCGAAGGCUAUUGACUUCCUUUCGCUGACUUAUGGUUCGUAUCCCUUCGCGAGUUACAAAAUGUGCUUCGUGGACGACAUCCCCGAAAACACACUGCCAACGGCGUGCUUGUCGAUAUGCAGCAACCAUCUCCUCUUUCCUGAGGAUAUCAUUGAUCCAAUGUAUGACUCAACACGAGCUCUUGUCCAUGCCUUAUCGUGCCAGUGGAUCGGUGUCAAUAUCAUUCCCAAGGAACCCACAGACACCUGGGUCACGGUUGGUGUCGCCUGGUAUAUUACGGAUACGUUCUUGAGGAAGCUUUGCGGUAAUAACGAAUACCGUUUUCGCCUGAAACAGGUGUCCGAUCGAGUGUGCGAUUUGGAUUAUGAACGUCCCUCGAUCUAUGACAUGGGAAACAUCCUGAACCUCGAUCCUUCUGAGAUUGAGUUCAUCGCGCUCAAAGCGCCCCUCGUCCUUUUCAUUCUAGAUCGACGCCUCACAAAAGCAAGUGGGAAAGCAACAAUGUCUCGCAUUAUUUCACGCAUGUUCCUGAAUGCCCGGAUGGGGGAUAUACCCAAUGGAGCCAUCACCUCUUCCCAAUUUCAAAAGAUAUGCGAACGACUUGGCCACGCGAAGUUGGAUACGUUCUUCCAACAAUGGGUCUACGGUGCUGGAUGUCCUCGAUUCCAAGCCACACAAAGAUUCAAUAAAAAGAAAUUGGUGGUGGAGAUGAUGAUUAAGCAAGUUCAAGCUGAUCAGCCAAGUGCGCGCGAUCUCGACAAAGACACAUUUAUGCGCGAUGUCAAAGAGGAAAUUCGAGGAGUCUAUGCCGGGAACAUUCAGCCAGUGUUCUCAGGUUCUAUGACGAUCAGGAUACACGAAGCUGACGGUACUCCUUAUGAGCACAUCGUUGAGAUCAAAGAAGGGGUCACCAAGUUCGACAUUCCUUACAACACCAAGUAUAAGAGGCUCAAGCGGAACAAAAGACAAAAAGAGCGUGCAGCUGUGGUAUCCGGUGGGGACCCAAAUGCGGAAACACAAGAGGAUGUGUUACUAUACUGCCUUGGCGACGUGCUCCAGACUGAAGAGGAGAUGCAGGAGUGGAGACUCGCAGACUGGAGUAAAGAGGACGAGGAUCGAAUGGGUCAGGAAUCAUACGAGUGGAUUCGCAUGGACGCGGACUUCGAAUGGAUAUGCAAGCUUUCGCUUGUGAUGCCGGGUUAUAUGUACCUCUCGCAACUUCAACAAGAUCGCGAUGUCAUAGCGCAAUUAGAGUCCCUGCAAUACAUGGCAGCUCAGCGAGAACACCCCCUUAUCUCAACAAUUUUUGUUCGAACCUUAAUGGAUCGGAGGUACUUUUAUGGUAUCCGGGAAGCCGCGGCGCGAGCUUUAGUAAAACAUGCGAAGGAAGAAAUCAACUGGUUAGGACUCUUUCACCUUGAAAGGGCUUUUCAAGAGUUGUUCUGCCUCCCUGGAUCUCCCAUGACACGCUCGAAUGAUUUCUCCGACCGGGCGGCAUACGUGCUUCAGCUUGCGAUUCCAGAAGCUAUAUCUAAGGUGCGCGAUAAUGACGGAAAGACACCGUUGAGAGUCAAGCGCUUCUUAUAUGAUAAGCUGAAAUUUAAUGACAACUCUAACAAUGAGUAUUCCGAUAACUUCUACGUCGCCACUUUGAUGCAGUCGCUAUGCCAUGCCAUGCUCGGCAAAGUUGAAUCCCGCGACGUCGAUGUCGAUGAUUUCGACAUGGAACGCAUGCUUGAGACCCAAGCUGAAGAGCAGCUGGAAAAAGACGCUAUUGCGGAAUUUGAUCGGUACAGGAGAAUGGACGAAUGGUCUAGUUCGUUUCAAAACGUCUACUCCCGUGCAGCACUGCGCUGUCAAAUGCAACUCAUGCGUGCCAAGAUACUGGACGUGGACGUUAUGCAAUUUCUACCAUAUACCCGGGCCGGAACAUACGACCUUCUGCGCGCAGAUGCCUUUGAAUGUCUCGUCGAACUUGAUAUAUUCAGAAGUCCCGAGCUUUUGAAAUGGUUCAUGUUCACCAUGUCGAGCGACUCUUCCCUUUGGCUUAGGCGACGACUUCAUGAUCUGUUCGGCAAGGCCUUGGCGCCAGUUGCCUUUGGUCGUGAACCGGAAAAUGAGCCCUCCGCUAAUGUCGAUAGCUUGAUAAUCGAGCAAGAAUCUUCAACCAAGGUUCGUCAGGCGGAUCUUGCGAGGAAACAAACCGUCACUGGAGCCAUAGAGGCGCUCAAAGGGGAAAUUUCUGGUGAUCAGAAUUUCAAGGAAUGUCUCUGGGCAGCAUGCAACUCUCCCGGGAUUGGCAUUCUCGAGCUUUCCGUAUUUGCUGAUCUGUGCAAAGCCCUGUAUGACUCGGUCACGUCAGUGAUGGUGAAGUUGAAGUAUCCGCGGUAUUGGCAAGUAAAGCAUCUUGGAAAGGGCCGCAUGCAUUUCUCACGGUCCAGCCGAAUCCGAACCACUCUCGCACCCUCAAAAGAUCCCUCGACAAGCGGGAAGCGCAAACGCGACGAGAACGUGAUGCCUCCACCUGGGCCCCGUAUCACAUUCAAGCAAUCGAAACUGGGUUCAAGCACUCCCUCAGCAACUCCUCACCCAACCUCGCAACCCAAUCCGAAGUUGCAUAUUCCAAAACUUUCCGCUUCACCGGCACCUCAGCCGCCGAAGACGCCCGCUGCUCCGUCCACACCGUCGACACCCAGUGGUGGCGGCGGUGGGCUCAAGCUGAAACUCAAAUUCGGCCAGAAGCCGAAAUAA